UGGAGCUUUCCUCAUGCAUAAAAUCAAACGCAUACAAGCAUUAAUGUCUCGGUUCAGCUCUGUCUCCGCGGCCGAGAGCUGCAGUUGCCUUACAGCUUUCACCCCUUCGUUUCUGAUAAAACAAAAAAAUGACGGUGGUUUCCCGUCUUAUGCACAAAAUAGUUAUGAAAUCUGCACAGUCAACGCUCAAAGUGCCAUUAUGCUGUUGAGUUUGAUGUCAUACAUGCGUUUGGCACACACACACCAGAGGAUAAGUGAGCCUCAGCCCCUGUCGAGGCAGAAACGCUCGUAAGACAGUGACUUUGGGAGGUACAGGAGCAAUAAGAAAAUGUUCCUGUCGUGACAUGGGUAAUUCAACAAUCGACCUCCAAAACCACCUCUACAUCAAAGGAAAAGCUGGAGGACUCCAUUUUGAAGGGACCGGGUGUGCUGCCACAGACUACACAGCAACUCGUCUCAGGAAAGGAAGCCCAUCUGUUUUUCCGGGUAGUCUGCUCUCACUGCUUCCCAGGCGUGGUGGUGGACGUUUUUUGUUACUUCAUUUAUUUUUGUCGUCUCAUCUCCAGGAAGGAGCCAUGCCAGCAUGAGUAGUCCUUAUGCAGGCCCUGGUAGGGAGACUCAUCAGUCCAGCUGCCCUUUGACCCCUGGCUGUGACAUCUCCACCCACUCCUGCUCUUCCAGACACCAUGACCACAAGAUCAGCCUAAGCAUGUCUGCUGCAGCCUCCUCCCUCAAGCAUGCAUCAAUCUAUGGGUUUGCACCAAGGGUCCACUCGUCCUCAUCAUCUUCCUCCUACAGUCCUCUUAGGAGGCUACAGCAUCUCACCAGCAUGGUGAGCCAGCCUGACCUGGUCCUGCCAGUGAGGGAGCCAGAGAGGAGCUGGGAGUGGGGGACACACAAGAAGGAGAGGGGGAAGGCAAUGGAGAGGGAGUCCUGGGCUGAUUGCACUAGCAGGGAUUAUUCUGGCAGCCACAAUACAAGUAGGGAGGAGAGCGUUGGUAACUCUUCUGCUGGACAAAAACAACCAGAGGGCCGAACUGGAUGUAGAGAUGUGCCAGCAGCUAAUCAUAGCGAUCAUGUCACCGAAGCUAAAAAGUCAGAAAGUUGUUUCUCAGAUCCACCUAGCCCGGCUUUCUCUCUCGAUAGUAACAGCCCCUUCACCAACGGCUUCCUCCACUUUGAAUCCUCUUUGUUUGAGGAUGAUGACAAUAAUGAAAUGCGAGAGACCACGUCACCUAUAGGAGACUUGCAGGACAAACAUGAGAGGGCAGGGAGUGUUCUUCAGUCCACUCCUGCAGACUUAAAUUCAGACACUAAGGAUGCUACCCUGUUGUCAGCAAAAGUCAUCACCCGGUCCCAGUCUUCGGGUCAGCGCAGGAGAUACUGGUACUGCUCGGAUGACGAGUGGGAGAGCGACGCUGAGCUGUUGCUGUUUGGGGAUAGUCCCUCAAGGCAUUCAGUGCAGAACAGCCUGAAGAAAAAGUCUUUGCCACCUGUGAAGUUUUUAGAGCAUGAAGUGAUUUGGGCAAAGUUCGGCCGAAGACCAUGGUGGCCGUGUGAGGUGAUCAUUGACCCUGUACAGGGAACCUAUCACAGAAUGAAAGAGCCCAGUGACCGUCCCUGUCGACUCUACCAUGUCAGGACCUUUGGGGAACCUGUGGAAUUCAUCUGGGUAGAGGAGAAAUCAACUCACGCUUUCCAUGGAGGCUUUGAAUUUGAACAGCUCCUCCUACUGCGCCGGAGGGGGAAGCAAAGGGAUCACAACUAUAAAUACACUAUUGCUAAGCGCUUUCAGGACUCUUGGAAAUCCAGUGUGGCAGAAGCUGAAUCUGUUCUCCCAGAAAGACCCAAAAUGGUUUCUUCCAUUUCUUCAUCCUUAGACGAUGCCUUCCAUGACAGUUCCACAUCAGAGAGAGAGAACAAGGCAUGUCCAACCCUUUCUUCAUCCACUUCACCAGUUUGCACCCUUCCUGAGACAUUGCACGUGACCAAUGGAUCCAUUUCAUCCCCAGUAACAACUCCACCAAAGCAAAGCACUUUAAGGAAAUCUUCUGGCAAGAAGAAACAAAGAAAACUGUUGAAAGGCGUGAGCAGUAAACACUCUAAAAAUAUGUUACGGAAUAGCCCUGACCCAUCAGAUAGAGACAAUGGGGAGUGUCCAUAUUCUGACCUCGACUCAAUCCCUAAGAUUUUGUGUCCUAAAGCACUUGAACGUCAGCCUAAGCUAGUCCAGACCCAGCCAUCUGCUAUGGUUGUCAAAGAGGUGAAGAAGCAGCCAGAGAUUCAGAGUGGCCUUUGGUUCAGUAAAUCAGGCAAAGACAGGCGACCUAAAACUACCAGUCCAAUGCCAGACCGCACUCUCUUUAGUAAGGUGCCCUGUAAGAAAAAGAAUUCAUCAGUUUUUUGUAAAAGGAUGCUGUCUUCCAGUGGCGGGCCCAGUGACCAGUCAGGGUUCUUAGACAAGCAUAAGACUUUGGCUGAAACAAAUCUGCCACCUGAAGAGUCAGGACAUUUCAAGUGUAAAAACACCCUGGUUGCUAAUAGACCUUUUGGUACAUCUGGCAGUCUUGCUGACCCGUCAGGAUUGCCAGACAAGGAGAAGUCCCUGGCCUCUACUGAAACUACUGUGCCCUCAGACAAGUGUCAACACUCAAAGUGUAGACAGACGCCCAAUAAUACAACUGACACUAUUAUUGGCAUGCCAUCUGGCCAGUUUGGUAGCUCAGAUGUUAAAAAAGCCUUAGAGCCCAGCACGAAAGUCACUUUCGAUGACCAGCCAAGGCUUUUAGAGAGUGUAAAGAGUAUUAGUCGAACUAAACAUUCUGAUGUCGUGGCUAAAAAAAAGGUCCAUGUAAUUGAGAGGAUUUCUAAUCAAGCAGAAGCAAAAGAAAGUAACAAUGCUGCAUUGUCAGGUGUAAAUGCUCGCACUACUGAUCAAUUAGGAAGGCUAGAAAAACAAACAAGUCUGGUCUCUAAGUGUAGGCUACCCUUUGUCAAAUUAAUACGUAAGGACAUAAAGGGCAAGAAGUUUAAAAGUUCUAAUUCCAGUGACCAGCCUAGCCGUACAAAAAAAGAAAAGACACCAGAUAAUAAUUUGACUAAAAUGUCCUCUAAACAGUCACACUGGGUGGACAGCAAGGCGAAUGUCUCCACAGCUCAGGCAAACAGUUCAGUAUCUUUAAAGGUCUCCGUUAAGAAGUUAAAAGCUAGUGAUGGGAGUGGUGUGCUUCGUCUAUCCUCAGAAUCAUCACCAGAGGAAACUGUCAUGACCACAGAUUUGACGAGUGUGUCUGUUGACAGUACACACUUGUCAGGUAGUCCAGUUUUAAAUGUAAGCCCAAGCAAUGUGACUUGCCCAUCCUCUAAUCAGUUAGAUCGGUCAGAAAGUAAGAAGACUCCUACCACCAAUGGAACAAGCAUGACUUAUGAUGAGUUAGUCAGCUCAGAGAAAAAAAAUACAACUGCUACUAAUACAGCUUAUAAUACAAAUCGGGCUUCUCACCGGCAGAGGAAUGCUCUAUCUAGGAACGUUUCCAAAGGCCUGCUUUCUGAGAAAUCCAAGAAAGUUCUCUACAAAUUAAAGCAGGUUCCAGAUGACAUGAAUCAAGUCCUACGUGAGCAGCCUGCCCACCUCCCAGCCAGCAGUCGACUGAUGACCAGAGCUCUGAAGGCCAUGCAGGAGGCAGAGCAGAAGAAGCGGGAGAAAGCCGGAAAAGAGACUGAGCAGAAAGGACUCUUAAAUUCAUUCAGAAAAGCAGAGGACACUGUGUGCCACUCUGCAUGUAGCUCCACUUGGAAUCCAGAAGCCAAACUGGGCUCAUGUACUAAAAGAAAAUCUCUUAAAUCUCACUAUAAUGAUAUUGUUGAAUAUGAUCAGGACACCUUUUCUAGCUGUAGCACCCCCUCUUUGGUGUUCUCGGAUUCAGUUGACUUUGAAGCUGAUGUCAAGAGUGAAGACGAAGACCUGUCAAUAUCUUCAACUCCACCCAUGGACUUCAUACCUCUUACAUCUAGGGUAAAGGCAAAGAAAGACAAUCAUUCUUCUGACAUAUGCUCCUCAUACUCACCUCCCUCACCAUUUUCCUUUAUGAAUGCUUUUAAGAAUGUGAAGGAGGUAUCUUUCCAGUCCCUGGCAAGUGAGGCCAAUGGUAAACCCAUCUCUUUCAAACCAGACACAAACUACAAGUUCAGCACUUUUCUCAUGAUGCUGAAGGACUUGCAUGACACUAGAGAGCGAGAGGGGGCCCCAUUAGAACUGGAGAUAGGGCCACCAUGUGCCCAUGUUAAGGAGGAGCCCUUAGUGAUGCCUGGGGAGGUGAAACCUGCAGGCCAAGAUCAGCGAAUUGAAUAUGUUAACAACUUAAAUUCCAGUCCGGAGAAAAAUAUGAUCACACACAAAGAAGACAGCACAAGUCGGAUGUGGAAGAGGCCCUAUAACAGAAGGGGCACCUCCACUAGGUUGAAAAAGAAAGCCAGCCGCAAAGUGCCUUGUCGUUCUGCCAGGUCUGGACCUGGCUUUCCAGGACUGGAGUCUUUGCCAGAAGUGGCAACCUUACCAACAGUGGACUCUUCAUCAAGAGUGGAUUGCUCAUCAAAAGUACAGUCUCUGUUGGGUACACAGGCCAGCAGCUGGGAGAGGCAGAAUGGAGGUCUUGAAGAAAUGGUUCAGGAAGAGGAGGAGGACGAGGAGGGGUGGAGCAGAGUAAAUGAGAAUCUACGGAACAUGGUGCCUUUGGAGCAGCGGGGCUGCAACACUACUCUGUUUCUGGGACAGCCGAAUGGCCUUGUUGCAGACUGCACUGAGACUAAGACAAGCUUGAUGCACAACACUGGAGGAUGCGACGAGGCUCCGGCAGCACAUAAGCGAAUAAGAAAACCAAGCAAGAGGCUGAUUGAAUGGACUCAAGAGUAUGAUCAGAUUUUCUCUACAAGGAAGAAAACCAAAAAGCCUCUCCAGCCAAGUGGAAAGGCUACUCAACCCAUUACCUCCAUGUCUGAACCCCUGGGAUCAGACAAGAACACACACGACCAUCUAUCCAUGAACUUACUUCCUGAAAUACAGACACCACCUCCUGAGGAAAUUGCUGCAACAGUGCCCUCUGAACUACAAAUUUCCAGCAGUGAAAACACACCUCCCCAAGAUGCACAGGUGCUUUCCAUCGACACACUAACCCCUCCUCCUGAAGCUGAACCUUUGCUGUCAGAAAGCCUUGCCAAAGACAACGAAAACGCUCCUCUGCUGGAAAAGAAGCGGAAGAGGAAACCCACUCAGAAGAUCUUGGAGUACUGUCUGGAGGCAGAGGCUUCGACAGGCCCCAGGAAGAAGGUCAAAACAGUGAAGAACAAUUCAAAUCUUGCUCCUCAGUCAGAUUCAGGGCCACCAAGUUUAAAGUCAAAGAGUAAGCAGCUUUCAGCAUUGACCUCUGCACCGACAACCCCAGAGGUUUCUACCUGUACAACCACACCCUCCAUUCAGCCAAAUCCUGCUCCGAGCACGCCUGCAGCUACAACUCCUGCACCGGCCCCACCUGAACCUGACCAAGUGGAGACAGCGUCAGCAGAUGUUGAUGCUCCCCAACUAGAGGACAGUAAGGACACAGCAGAGUCAGAGGGUGACCAAUCUUGCCUGGAUCACAGCUUCUCCUCCAUUAACAAUGACUUGGCUCUGUGCGACGACCCACUUUUACCCUCAAGGAAGAUCAUAGGGGACCGAGGAGGCCCUGCCUCCAUGAAAGAGAACAUAUGUCAGGUGUGUGAGAAGACGGGGGAGUUGCUGCUCUGUGAGGGUCAGUGCUGUGGAGCCUUCCACCUGCCCUGCAUCUCUCUGGCCCAGGCACCGAGAGGGAAGUUUGUCUGUCCCGAGUGCAAAUCAGGCAUCCACACCUGCUUUGUGUGUAAAAAGCGCAGUGAGGAUGUGCGGCGCUGUAUGAUCCCUGUGUGUGGGAAGUUUUACCAUGGGGAGUGUAUCGCCAACUAUGCCCCAACCGCACCUGUAAACCGAGGCUUCCGCUGCUCAAUCCACGUCUGUCUCACCUGCUUCAUUACCAAUCCCAACAGCUCGUCCAUCUCGAAAGGUCGCCUAGUACGGUGUGUGCGCUGCCCAGUAGCUUAUCACGCUACAGACCUCUGCAUGGCAGCGGGCAGUGUUGUCCUCUCCAACAACAGCAUUGUCUGUCCCAAUCACUUCACCCCCCGCCGCGGUGUCAAGAACCAUGAACACGUCAACGUUAGCUGGUGCUUCGUCUGCACAGAAGGGGGAAGUCUGCUGUGCUGUGAGUCCUGUCCUGCUGCAUUCCACUGUGAGUGUCUGAACAUUGAGAUGCCUAAAGGCAGCUGGUACUGCAAUGACUGCAAGGCUGGGAAGAAACCGCGCUACAAGGACAUCCUCUGGGUGAAGGUGGGACGGUACAGGUGGUGGCCAGCAGAGGUCAGCCACCCAAAAACGAUCCCAGAGAACAUCCAGCGGAUGAGGCACGAUGUCGGGGAGUUCCCUGUUCACUUUUUUGGCUCCAACGACUACCUGUGGACCUACCAGGCCAGAGUCUUCCCUUAUAUGGAUGUGGAUGCCAACAGCAGAGAAAAGAUGGGGAAAGGUGUUGAUGCCACUUACAAGAAAGCUUUGGAGGAGGCAGCUGUGCGAUUUCGCGAGCUGCAGGCAGAGAAGGAGCUUCGGCAGCUUCAAGAGGACAGGAAGAACGACAGGAAGCCUCCUCCGUACAAACAUAUUAAGGUGAAUCGACCAAUUGGAAAGGUCCAGAUCUUUACAGCAGACCUAUCAGAGAUCCCACGCUGUAACUGUAAGGCAAAAGACGAGAGCCCGUGUGGGAUGGACUCAGAGUGUAUCAACCGCAUGCUGCUGUACGAAUGUCAUCCGCAGGUUUGCCCAGCAGGUGAACGGUGCCUCAACCAGGCGUUCACUAAGCGUCAGUACAGCCAAGUGGAGAUCUUCAGGACGCUGUCCCGAGGCUGGGGGCUCCGAUGUGUCCAUGACAUCAAAAAGGGUCAGUUUGUGAGUGAGUAUGUUGGGGAGGUGAUUGACGAAGAGGAGUGCAGGUCAAGGAUCAGACAUGCCCAGGAGAAUGACAUCUGUAAUUUCUACAUGCUAACUCUGGACAAGGACCGGAUCAUUGAUGCUGGACCAAAGGGGAAUGAGGCUCGCUUCAUGAACCACAGCUGUCAGCCCAACUGUGAGACCCAGAAGUGGACAGUGAGCGGAGACACCCGGGUGGGACUGUUCGCUCUGGUGGAUAUUACUGCGGGCACUGAACUUACCUUCAACUACAACCUGGAGUGUUUGGGGAACGGGAAGACAGUGUGUAAAUGUGGAGCACCAAACUGCAGCGGCUUCCUGGGCGUCAGGCCAAAGAACAACCCUCCAUCUGAUGACAAAGGCCGGAAGUUGAAGAGGAGAGGCCAUGGCAAGAAAAAGAAAAAAGUGGUGGUGACCAAAGAAAGAGAGGACGAGUGUUUCAGCUGCGGAGACGGAGGACAGAUGGUUUCCUGUAAGAGACCUGGAUGCCCCAAAGUUUACCACGCCGACUGCCUCAACCUCACCAAGAGGCCUGCAGGUCGUUGGGAAUGUCCGUGGCAUCAAUGUGACAUAUGUGGUAAGGAGGCAGCGUCUUUCUGUGAGAUGUGUCCCAGUUCCUACUGCUGCCAGCAUCGCGACGGCCUGCUCUUUAUCUCCAAGUUGGAUGGCAAGUUGUCCUGCAGUGAACAUGACCCCUGUGGGCCAGAACCGCUUGAACCAGGAGAGAUCAGGGAGUACACACCUGACCCCAGAGCCUUGACCUCAGGACUGGGCAUGGCCAUCAUCCCCUCUGCUACUUCUAACACUACCACCAGUCUGAACCCAACCACUAGGAGAGUCCAGGAGAUGAGUGCUGGCGCUGGCAUGUGUGCCGCUGAGUCAUUUCCUGCCUUUUCCAUCCCCGUACCCAUCACCAUUCCCGUCACUGCUCCUGCCGUCUCGUCUCCCCCCGGCAACUCUGACGCUCCCAGCAGCCCCCAAGUGUUUGACCUCCCGCACUACUCACCCAUCUCCUCAUAUGAGGAGGAGAGGGAUGUCUUAGAGGAUGAAGAGGGAGAGGAAGAGCUGCUGGAAGAGGUGGAGGAAGAGUUAGCGGAAGAGGGUGAGAUGGGAAGACAGAAAUCAGAUCCCCACGAAGAGGAUGAAGAAGAAGAGAUAGAGGAGGUGGGACUGGAAUACCUGGAGAUCAAAGAGGAAGAGGAAGAGGAGGAGGAGGAGGAGGAGGAGGAGGAAGAGGAGGAAGAGGAGGAGUGACAUACAGUGGAUUAUUAUUUACAGUGGCAUGGGACAUGGAGAAGCAAGUGGAGAUCAGCCAGUCCUAUUACAUAAGUAGUCCAGUCUUUAUGGUUUGUAUUCAGUGAGCAGGUGGAUGAAUGGAGGAUUUUUAGGACAAAACUAAAUCAGUACGUAAAUAAAUUGUGAAGUUUAUACAUCAAUAGAUAAAAAGCAUAUACUGUAUACUCUAUAGACUGUAAACAAACGUGAGACAAAUGAAAGGAAAAACCAACACAAAACAUGAUUUAUUGUAGGAGUAUUACUGAUUUGUUCAUGGAAGAAAGAAAGCUGCUUCUCAAGUCUCUUAUAUGCUUUGUUGUUUCCCUCACUCUUUUACUUGUCUUAUGCGAAGAGAGAGGACUUGAGGAAACACAUUAUUAAUGACAUGAGGCGUCCUUUACUCCCAUCCUUCAUCUGAAGCAUCCACUCACCAAAUGAUUUCUGAUAAAAUGGUAUGUCAGUUCAUAAAAAACUUCUGUGAAGGAUGGUGGUCUCAUGAUUCCUUGCUCAUGGGUCCUCUAGCAGCCUCCUCACUCCUCAGAGCUGAUAUAAGAGACUUGGAACAUCCUUGGUCUGUCAGCCAGAGUGACUUCCAGGUCGACUGAGGACAUAGAAGCAAUUAUAUAAGAGACUUGGGAAGCAGCUAGUGUGUAAUUCACUCACGGUUGCAUCCUAUAAGGACAGAUGAUGUCAUGAGAUGCACCAACCCUGUUUGACUAUAUUCAUAGCUCUAGCCACAAACAGGACUAUUAUAUUUAUCUUAAUUGAAAAUCUUUCUAUAUUAUGUCAGUUCAAUUAAAUUUUAUUUGUACAGCACAAAAUCACAACAAAAAUCAUCACAGGACACUUCACAAA
Monopterus albus (swamp eel) is the source of this 9160-nucleotide messenger RNA. RefSeq names its product nuclear receptor binding SET domain protein 1b (gene nsd1b). Gene Ontology annotation, molecular function: protein binding; histone methyltransferase activity. Lineage: Eukaryota; Metazoa; Chordata; Actinopteri; Synbranchiformes; Synbranchidae. The record is from RefSeq and is a predicted model, not a curated record. The transcript is spliced from 25 exons. Gene Ontology annotation, cellular component: nucleus. Bases 584 to 8284 code for a protein of 2566 amino acids.